GUACUUGCUUGACGUCAACCGGUACAACCAAUCCGAUCCUUCAGAUACUUUCAAACGUUGACCGCCAUUGUGUGACUGUUUUUCUGGCUGCUUGGUGCGUCUGUUUUUAAACUUUUAAGAAGGAGAAGAAGAAAACACCGAGGCACGUAAUCAUGGAGUCGAAAUUUUCCCACUUCCGCCAACGGGACAACAGUGUGGACAUGCUGAGGGUAAAAAUGUCCCGCAGAUUGUCUCAGUCACAGAAAGAGAACCGAGAGAAAGUUGUAAAUGCAAGGAGGCAACUGGAUAAACUGCAGGAGCAGGAAAUAUCAAGUCUGGAUGCCUCCAUGGCUGUGACCAACACGUCAACAAUUAAAGAGAUAACAAAUGUCCAUGCAAACUCUGCCAAAAGUAAAGCUGUAGAAGAGAGGCUAAAACAGCUUGCACGCUGGAAAGAGAGAAAAGCCCUUCAGAAAGAGAAGGAAAAACAAGAGAAGGAGCGUAAAGGAGUGUUUAAGACUGGCCUGUAUCAUCCUAAAGACACUCAGUGCCUUUUCGCUUUACCUCCCAUACCUGCAGCCUUAACCAAAGCAAAGGAGACAAAAACAAACACCGCUUCAUCACAGAGCACCAGGGUAACUCGUUCAAUGAGGCAGCAGCUAACACAGAAGCCUACAAUAACCCAGAUUCCAAAUACAACCACAAAGAAAGAGAGACCAACCAGAGGAGCUCCCAUUAAAGUGGCUCCAACUUUGGCUAAGAAAAUCAUAUGUCCAGUGGUGCCAGUAGUCCAAGCACAGUCAAUCCGAUCCGUCAACAGAUCUGUUCCAGCAGCCCCAGUUGUGCCUAACAAGCCACAUGACAAAUCUGCAGUCGAGAGAAUCACAAGAAGCAAAGCCACUGUCGUCGCUAUGGUGCCACCCUCUGGAAGGGGAGGGAACUGCAAAGCCGUUAUGAAGCUCAUUGGCCAUCCUGCUGCUGCAACGCCCCUGGCAAGCCUUUCAGUGAACGAAGAAGCAGCUGAGGAGCUUUCCUCUUCGGCCUCAUUCGCUCCCAAGGGAUUUGUCUUCCAGGCUCCUGUCGGUGUGUCAGCCUUCAAAUUUGAGCCUCUCACACCUCGCUCAGCAGAUGCCUUUCUUACACCAAGCUUCAAUUUUCCACCUGCCCCUGUAUUUAAUGAUAAAGCUCAAGCAAAGCCAAGUGGAUCUUCGCCACCUAAAUCACCUCGCCGCUCUCCUCCUCGAGCCCCAAGUAGCCCGCUAGAAUCCAAGCAUGAUGUGCCAUAUUUUAGGUCAGAGAUUAAUAACGAGACGGACAAACUGACAUCUCUCAGUGCUCAGUGGGAGCCUAAAGUGGAAGAUGUCUCUAUUCCUGAAGAAAUGAGAGACCGCAUGCGUACAGCCAUCGGUCAAGCAAGGUUGCUCAUGAAAGAGCGCUUCAACCAGUUCAGCGGUCUGGUGGACGAUUGCGAGCUGGGCCGAGGGGACAAACUCACCACCUGCAGUGACCUCCAGGGUUUCUGGGACAUGGUUUACUUCCAGGUAGAAGAUGUAAGCAGGAAGUUUGAUGCCCUUAAAGAAGCAGAGGUGCGAGGGUGGGUAGAGGAGCACAAGCCACAGACCCGACAGCGAAAAGCAGUCAAGAAACCUGUAGUGCCACCCACCAAGCCACCAGGAACCAAAGCAGGUGCCAAAUCUGGCCUUGCUGCCAUCAAAGCGGCCAUGAGAGCCAAAAAGCAGGCGGCCGAGGCAGAAGAGGCGUCAAAGGUGGCAGGUGACCCCCAGGACGAAGCGACCCCCCCUGAAGGACCACAAAGUCAGGUCGCACCUCAAGCAACUGACACUGUGGUCUUUGAUGGAGGCUUCUUCUCUGUGGAGAGUCCAGCCAGGGCAUCAGGCUACGUGAGAAGAUCCAGACGCCUGAGUGCCGCCAUGCCUCCACAGGCUUCUCCCUGCACUAGCUACCCCUCCCCAAGAAGGGUCACUCGGCACUCCCUGGCCUUGGCACAAACCCACGGAACUCCUGUUCAGGGCAACCAAACUCCCCUGCGCCUUUCCUCCAAAAAAAGGCUGCAGCUUCACACUCCUCAGCCAACCGCUGACACAUCGCUUUCUUUCCUCCUUCCCACUGAAAUGCGUUCGUGCAGCCCCCUGCUGGAGGAAACCUCAACAUGUCCAGCAGAAAUUGUUUCAGUGCAGGAAUCCACCAUGUGUGUGAUUCCUAAUAUUUCCGUCGUCCAAGAAAACGACGAAGCAGCCAAAUCUGUCACAACAGCCUUGAGCUUCAUGCCGUCACCCAGCAGCACUCCUUGCCAGUGUUCCUCCACCCAGACCACAUCUCCUGCCGUGCCAAGUUCAAAGGGGACUCCAAAGUCCAUGUGCACAACACCCGAUAGCACAGUUGUCGAGGAAAUUCCAGGGUUGGACUUUGAGCGUUACCUCCAGCCCUCACAUCGAUGCAGCCUGUCACCAAUGGAGCCAGUUACCAUGGAGACGCUGUCGUCGAUGACAGUGGAUGUGGAGAUGGAGAGUCCCAAAAGUCAAUCUGAACAUCUGACUCAGCAAGAAGUACUGCCGCCACCAUUUUCACCUUUAACCCCUCAGACGACACAGGAGCGGACAGCACAGGCGUCCUUGCUUCUCUUCACCCCGAAUCCCAAGGACCGGAUACGCCCGUCGGUCUGCCCAAGUGACCUCAUGUACUUCACUCCUCCUCUGUAAUUUUGAAUCACAGCUAUUUUUUUAGUAUUCUUAAGGGAAAAACUUGAUAUAAGUUGUCAUCAUCUUGUAAAAUACAUAUAUUUUUUGCAAAAUCAGUGCUGGUAAACUAUUUUUAAGAAGUGUUUAGACCAAGGACCUGGGUCUUCAUUUAUAGAAGUGUAUGUGGAUUUCUUACCAGAAUUGACGAACACAAAGAAAUGUUUAGAUAGAUAAAGUAUGUUUGCCUUAAAGUAAUAAAAAAACUGCCAUUUUUUGGCACAACAUAA
This is a messenger RNA of Nerophis ophidion (straightnose pipefish), 2965 nucleotides long. It is a transcript of the gene dlgap5, whose product is annotated as discs, large (Drosophila) homolog-associated protein 5. The record is from RefSeq and is a predicted model, not a curated record. Lineage: Eukaryota; Metazoa; Chordata; Actinopteri; Syngnathiformes; Syngnathidae. The transcript is spliced from 19 exons. Bases 153 to 2699 code for a protein of 848 amino acids. Gene Ontology annotation, cellular component: spindle pole centrosome; cytoplasm; nucleus. Gene Ontology annotation, biological process: signaling; regulation of mitotic cell cycle; kinetochore assembly. Gene Ontology annotation, molecular function: microtubule binding.